AUGACAAGAGGGACGACUGGGGCGGCUCGAGGAGCCGGCGAACCGCCCGAAAGCUACCCAAUGCGAGUGAGGCGGCCCAAAUGUCAGCCGUCGGAGAGGGCGAGAGGGGGACAGAGGAGGGGUACCGACAAUUGUCCGGGUCUCGGGAUCAUGUACCAGUCGAGGCGUGUUCGACGGAUCGGCUCCCUGUGGAAGCCAGGACAGUCGACAAGACGUGCAACUCCGGUUUGUGGAAGAGAAGACAGACCAUCUACGAGGCUCCAUUCAAAAGCUGCCUGA
Messenger RNA from Protopolystoma xenopodis, 279 nucleotides. The record is from the annotation of a GenBank genome assembly. NCBI's taxonomy places the organism in Eukaryota, Metazoa, Platyhelminthes, Monogenea, Polystomatidea, Polystomatidae.